AUGCUCUUCGCGUCCAUUCGACGGUCCAUCUUCCGCGAUCCCGGGCUGCGUCUGCGCUUUCUGGAGGUUCUGAUCAACGGCGUCGCCGAGUGUCUGAGCUCGGGGCACGGACUCAACGACGAAGACACGUACAACAUGAUGUGCCAAUUGCUGGGCCGGCUGAAGUCGAACUUCCAGCUGUCGGAGCUGAUGAAAACGGCGCAGUUCGCGACGUGUUUUGAGCUGAUCUCGAACUUCACGUGCACGUCGCUGCGCGACUGGAACGCCUGCAACAACUCGAUCAACUUCCUGCUGACGCUGUGGUCCCGCAUGACCUGCGCGUUCCGCUACGUGCAGAUCACCAGCGCCAUCGCGUUGAACCAGAACGUGCUCGCCAACCUGAUUCCGCGCAUCGUCGAGGCCUACAUCGAGGGCAGACUGCUCCAAGUCCUCGACGACGGAGGAAACUCCAAUCCUCUCGACGAUCCCGACACGCUGCGCGAAGAAAUGACGCAGAUUCCACAGAUUAUUCGGUUCGUCUAUCCCACCUGCGGCGAGUUUUUGCUGCGCCGAUUCAUCGAAUUGUCCAAUGAAUACCAAGUGGAACUGGGGAAACUGUUCGAGGGAAACGGGGAACUGCAGGAGGAGAUCGCGAAUUUGGAGAGUAGUGGCGAGAAGCUUGCGUUGCUGAUUCAUAUAAUCGCGAACGUGAUCAGCGGGCAAUCCUUCAUGCUGAUCCAAGUGACGAGCAACCACAACUUCUACGACGCGCAGCUGAGUCGGAACGUGCUGCAGCUCGUGAAUUACUGCAUGCAGGAGCAGCAGAGCCACGGCUAUCGCUGCCACCCGCAGCUGGAAGUCGCGUUUCUGUCGUUCUUUUUGAUCUUUCGACGCACCUUCGUCAACGAUCAGAAGUCCUUUGCGAUUAUCAGAGAGUACGAGGACUGCAAGAACGGACCCAUUCCGCAGAGAGCCGAAGUACCCCCGAUUUUUGGAAUGUGA
Blastocystis hominis is the source of this 981-nucleotide messenger RNA. RefSeq lists its product as hypothetical. Lineage: Eukaryota; Bigyra; Opalinata; Blastocystidae. Gene Ontology annotation, biological process: protein export from nucleus. Gene Ontology annotation, molecular function: nuclear export signal receptor activity. The transcript has 4 exons. Gene Ontology annotation, cellular component: nuclear pore; cytoplasm. The record is from RefSeq and is a predicted model, not a curated record. The coding region runs from base 1 to 981 and encodes 326 amino acids.